Molecule: messenger RNA, 954 nt
Organism: Miscanthus lutarioriparius
Lineage: Eukaryota; Viridiplantae; Streptophyta; Magnoliopsida; Poales; Poaceae
Source: the annotation of a GenBank genome assembly
AUGACCGCAGAUACGAGGAACAGCCGCGACCAGGAGCCCCGAGCCCACACGGCUUGCCGGAGCUGCACGUGUUCGACCCAAAGGCCCCCAAAAGCGCCGCGCCAACAGAUCGGAAGCCCGCGCCCGAUGACUCGCUCGGUGGCGCGCGCCAGUGCUCGGAAGCGGCGGCGGCGCCGGCCCCUCUCGAUGAUGACUGCCGUUGCUCCUUGCUUCCAGCAACGCGCCGACGCCGACACACGCCUCCAGACACGCUUUCGCUGCCCUCAAGACGAACCGAUCGGCGAUGAGAAGGGCGGGUGUGACCCUAACCAUUGGAGAAACUUCGGAUGUCGCCACGGCCGCGUGCUCCUAUACAGCCUGAAGGAGAAGGAGAUGGUUGUGUGGGAUCCCCCAACAGGCGACCACCGCUGGGUUGCCGUUCCGCCGGAGUUGGAUAACGGAGAGCGGAUGAUCUGGAACGGCGCGGUACUCUGCGCUGCUGCCAGCGACCACAGCCACGUCCACGGCGGCUUCUGCUCCUGCCCCUUCAAGGUUGCCAUGGUUGGUGUCACCCGCAAUCACACACAGGUGUUUACCUGCAUUUACUCAUCACAAACAGGCAAAUGGAGCAAUCUCGUCUCAGCAGCUGUUCCGUUUGUGGUUUAUUAUGUUGGUCGUCCCGGCGUCCUGGUUGGCAAUGCCUUGUAUUGGAUGCCUCUUGGUCAUGGCUAUGGCAUUGCUGAGUUUGAUUUGGACACACAUACUCUAGCGUUGGUUGAAUGUCCUUCUGGUGCAGAAGUUUCGAAGGGCGGUUGUCGAAUCUUGCUAGCACAAAAUGGCGUUCUGUGCCUGGCCAUUCUGUCAGGUCACAGGCUCCAAAUGUGGGAGAGGAAGGUUUGUUCCGAAGGUGUUGCUAGCUGGGUGCUGAGGAAGUCUGAUAAGCUGCAGAAGGAAGAUUCUUGGGCAGAGUUCUAG